UACCCUUUUACGAAGAUGGCGCCGAAAGCUAAGAAGGAAGCUCCUGCCCCUCCCAAAGCCAAAGCCAAAGCAAAGGCUUUGAAAGCCAAGAAAGCGGUGCUGAAAGGCGUCCACAGUCACAAAAAAAAGAAGAUCCGCACAUCACCUACCUUCCGACGACCCAAGACUCUGCGUCUCCGAAGGCAACCCAAAUAUCCUCGAAAGAGCGCCCCCAGGAGAAACAAGCUUGACCACUAUGCCAUCAUCAAGUUCCCCCUGACUACUGAGUCAGCCAUGAAGAAAAUAGAAGACAACAACACACUUGUGUUCAUUGUGGAUGUCAAGGCCAACAAGCACCAGAUCAAACAGGCUGUGAAGAAGCUCUGUGACAUUGAUGUAGCCAAGGUCAACACCUUAAUCAGGCCUGAUGGAGAGAAGAAGGCAUACGUUCGGCUGGCCCCUGACUAUGAUGCUUUGGAUGUUGCCAACAAAAUUGGGAUCAUCUAA
Molecule: messenger RNA, 486 nt
Organism: Neogale vison (American mink)
Lineage: Eukaryota; Metazoa; Chordata; Mammalia; Carnivora; Mustelidae
Product: 60S ribosomal protein L23a-like
Exons: 1
Coding region: 16-486 (156 amino acids)
Biological process (GO): ribosomal large subunit assembly; translation
Cellular component (GO): ribosome; cytosolic large ribosomal subunit
Molecular function (GO): structural constituent of ribosome; rRNA binding
Source: RefSeq, a predicted model, not a curated record